This is a messenger RNA of Neocloeon triangulifer, 5979 nucleotides long. RefSeq names its product LIM domain only protein 3-like. Gene Ontology annotation, biological process: positive regulation of transcription by RNA polymerase II. The transcript is spliced from 6 exons. Gene Ontology annotation, cellular component: nucleus. Gene Ontology annotation, molecular function: DNA-binding transcription factor binding; transcription coactivator activity. The record is from RefSeq and is a predicted model, not a curated record. Bases 3530 to 4186 code for a protein of 218 amino acids. Lineage: Eukaryota; Metazoa; Arthropoda; Insecta; Ephemeroptera; Baetidae.
GACGCGUCCUCUCUGGCGCGCGAAAGUGGCCCUAUGCAAAUUUGACCUCCAAAGGGUCACAUUCAGCCGAUUAUCCAAUGUGUUCGGAGUUGGGGGCUGUUAUUACGCCCACUUGCGCGCAACGGAAGUAGGCGAGCUAUCAAAUUAACACGAUUGUUUGAGUACGCGAGUCGCUCUGGCUCCCAAAAGUAUGCGCUUGUGUGCCAAAGGCUCUCCCUAGCUGUGUGUAUAAGCUUAUCAAAAAAGAAGAGAAGAAGUGCGAGUUGGCUCAAGAAUAAGACGAAGCUAAAUAAUAGGGAUCCUUGUGCUGUGUGUGUUUGUCCAGGUUGUGUGCGCACAUCUUCGGCAGAUGGUGUAAAGGCGAUUAUAGCAAACAAACCGGCUGGGUUUAUUUGUUGAAAAUCUUGCUCACAAGAGAUGUGAAUUUCUCAAAGGACGAAAAGUGCACUUCCGACCACCGAGGGAGAUAAAACCAACAGUGAAAGUUUUAUUCAUGAAAUUGAAAACACACAACAUUGAGUAAAAAAAGGAAUGAAAUAUAUAUUGUUUAUUAUUGUAAUAUGCAAACAAUAGUUUAAAAUUUUUCAAAUCUACUUUACAUUGGGAAAAUUUUAGAGAAAGAUAUCGAGUAAUUAAUUAAAUAAAAAUUUAGCAAUUCGAUAAAUGGAAAUUACGAUAAUCAAUAAGCCGAUUUUUUUUUAAUUUAUGCUCAUCACUCAAUAUUAUUAUUUUAUUUUAUUAACUUAUUUUUUUGCUCUUUUAUUUUACACUAAAGUUGCAAUCCAGAAUUUUGUUCAUAUUUAUUUUUUCGAAAUUAUUUUCAAAUUCCACUAGGUUAAUUUGAUCGAGUCUAAGUGGUUGUUAAAUUUAGCCCCUGCACAAACUCUCCCCAAGUGGUGGCCGGGCGGGCACUUGAGGCAGGACAUUUUGAAGUUCAAACGAGAGGCGAAACUUUUGACUCAAUUGACUUUUGCCGCUUUAUCGAGUUACCCCGCGCGUAUACAUGUAUUAGGUUAUUGAAACUCGAUCCGCGCUCGCUCGCUCGCUCGCAUGCAGCGGCCGCUCUAGCUCGGUAUAUGGAGAGAUGCCACCCCCGGUGAAAUCGAAUCCCCUGAUUGAAUUUGCUUAUUCAGUCAAGCACCACGCAAUUACGCACUUAGCUCGAUCGACAAUAUCGCCGCCGCGCGUAUAAUGAACUCAUGAAGCGGGCCGACUACUCAAAUGGCCGCGCCGAAAUUAAACGCUCAAAAUGGAAAAUUGGCUGGCGGUGUUUCCAUUAUCUGCCUCCCUGCGCGCCUUGAUAUUUUAUAAUUAUACGCACACAUGGCGGCGGUCGGAUUAAAAUAAGCUUUAAUUAAUAAGAGAUUGGGUUUUGCGCGCACAUAAUACGAUAUUGCUACAAAGGCUGGCUGGCUGGCGAGAGAGGGGUGUCAUUAUAUUAGAGCGACUCGGCGCGUUUAAUCUGGCGCGUUCUGCAAUCAAGCGUAUACUCGCCGAGUAAUUGCAAUCCAGAGAGAGAGAAGGCUCUGUUUUAGAUUGCCUCGGCCAACCCACCUCUUUUUCAGCCACCCCUUUCGAAAGAAGCAAGGCCUGGGGAGGAAAUUAGGAAGAUUCAUGCCACCCCCGCCUUAAUUCUCGCCAGCCAAUUUUAUAUACUUUUGUUAUUGAGCCAUAAAUUCUUACUUUUGUUGUCUUUAGUUAAUUAAAGUGGCUCGCGUGUAUUUACACCGCUUUAAUUCGUUUAAUUGGCUUUUUAAUUAAAAACCGGCGCUUGUCGCUCGAUUCAAUCCGUGAUGCGCCGCAUUUUCUUCAAAAGUGAAAGUUGUUUUUCAAUUAAGAUCUCCAUCCGUGUUAUUAUCAGCGGCAAAUCUCUCCCCCUGAGAGCAUGAGAAAGGAGAGGAGGCAAAAUGAAUUUUAGCGCUUUAGCCGGGGCGGAUAAAAAAAUUGCGGUGGCCUUUUUCCGACGAAAAGUAAUUUUGGAGAGGGUGAAAAUAAUGUAAAAAAAGCGUCAGAAAAUGAGAAUCCCAUAGUUAAAAUCCUGAUAGAUCAUUACGAUAAGAUUCAAGCCUCUUUUUUUUUUAGAAAAUUGUUUUUAUGGACAAUAAUUGAGCUGCAAAAGAAAUUGCAAACUUUGGAAAAUUUAAAUUUGUUGAUGUGAUUAUGAACUUAAUGAUAAAAUCUCCCAAGUAUCUUACGAAUGUUUAUUAAUUUUUUUAAGCUUUUCAGAUUUUUUAAAGGCUGCAAUAAUUACUUUUGAAUUUAAUAAAAUAUUUGACAAAUUUAUCAAAAAUUUAAAGUUUUUUUCAUCAACCAUUAUUUUCAGUCAAAUUUUAAAAUAAAAUUCAUUACUAGAGCAGGGCCUUUCAGAUUUGAAGCUACCAGCAAUGAUUAAAAUUGGCCUCUGAAGAGUUCCACACUCCAAACACAAAUUAUGUUUGUGCGGUUGAGAGACAGAAUUAGAAAUAAAUCUAAUUAAGUCUGCUCUCGAGAGAAGAAGUUGUACAAAUUAGUCUGGGGGUCUGAAUUUAAUUGCUCGGAUCGCGAGUGCAUGAAAUUUUGAUUCGCUUAAGAUUCGGGGCAUGUGUUUAAUUAUACAGAGCGGGCAUCAUCUUUUAUUUCAUUUCCCCUAUCGCACUCUGCGAAAAUUGGAUGGCAGCCCCUUUGUGCUGCUGCUGCUGCUGCAGUCCUCCCACGUUGUUAAUAUCGCACCAGGCAUCAUUCCACCUCUCCACCGCCGACCGCCGCCGCCGUCGCUUCUCCUCCGCCAAACUAAUUACAUUAUUGACUAUUGUGACGUUACAAAACCAAUUUUGUGGUAGCGAGCGAGAGUGAGGGGCUCUGCGGAUUCCUAAACGCCGCCGCUUGAUGGGAAUUAUUUUAUAACACGCGCCAGUCUUCGUUAUAUACGCACGCAUUUGUGUAUUAUGAUUAGGAAAAUGAGUCAUGAAACGCACUCCUUAAUUGCAAACUUCAAUUUCGCCAAAUUGACUGCCGCUCUAAUGGCUCCGAAUUUAAUUAAUUUUUUUACCCGAGCGCUGCCGCUGUUUCGUUAUAAUUACAAUUCCUCCCCGCUCGGUUAUUCCAUUGAGUGCUCGUGCAUGUUUAUUUCAGCAUGUACAAUUUAUUUUUUGCGAAGACGGAAUUGAUUCGAAACGGCAAAAGCAAAUAAUUGUAUUGGCUUCUUCUUCGUUUUCCGCGGUGGAACGGUAAAAAAAUAUCGCCGGAGUUGAUUAAAAAAGGAGUUUGGCGCGCGCGAUGUAAUCAAAACCAAUAAAAAUUAUCAAGGGAAUACAAAGGCAAGCAGCAGGUAAUUCUUCGGGAAAUGGAACUCUCCCUUUUGCGGCGCCGCCUGCAUUCAGUCGUAUAAUUAAAAAAUUGAUUCUCUCUCUCUCUCUCGUGCUAUACUGAGGGACAUAACUUUGCAAAAAGCAAUCUGCGGGCCCGAGAUGAAACUUGACUACGUGCUGGUGUAAUCGAAAUUGCGUGCUGUUGUGGAAACCACAUUUAUAAAGGUGUCCGCGGAGGCAGGAUGACGAUGGACGUGAAGGCGGAACCGCAACAUAACAAGGGCUCACAAGAGUGUGCUGGAUGUGGGAAGCGCAUCACUGAAAGAUUCCUUCUGCAAGCGUUAGACAGAUACUGGCAUGAAGAUUGCCUCAAGUGUGGAUGCUGUGACUGCAGACUAGGCGAGGUCGGCUCAACUUUGUACACAAAAGCGAAUCUCAUUCUCUGUCGCAGAGAUUACCUCAGGUUAUUUGGAAACACAGGCUACUGCGCAGCUUGUGCGAAAGUGAUCCCCGCGUUCGAGAUGGUGAUGCGCGCCCGGUCCAACGUGUACCACCUCGAGUGCUUCGCCUGUCAGCAGUGCAAUCACAGGUUUUGCGUCGGCGACCGGUUCUACUUGUGCGAGAACAAAAUCCUGUGCGAGUACGACUACGAGGAGCGACUCGUGUUCGCCAACAUGGCCUACAACCCUUCCAGUCUGGCCCACCUGAAGCGACAAGCAAGCCAACUGCCGCCGACCCCCCCUGGCGUGCUGAACGGCGGCGUGAUGCCUCCAGGGCCGGCUCCGCGCGGCGGCGGCGGCCUCGGGGACAUGAACAACAACACGUCAGGUAGCGGCGGCGGCGCGGCGGCCAAGAGUCCUGCGGGAUGUUCGUCGCUGCAGCUUCAGGGUGGCAGCUGAAGACGCGGCUGCCCAUCGGCCUGCAGACAAGUAUACGACAAGGACGCUCCUCAUUCUCUGUGUAAAUAGAGCUAGGACCAACUCGCGCAGUGCGGUUUUGUGUAUGUGUAAAUAAAAAGUAAAAUGAGAGGCAAGUCGUGGCGAGCUAGGACGGACGCACUGGUCUCCGAAAAACACUGGACCGCCAGUAUAAAGAAAGAGAGAAAAUUCAAUGUGUUUCGUACAAUGAUUCUCCUCGCUUCCUGCGCUGCUUUUUGGCUGCACUUGGAGGGCGGGUUGUUUUCAGAUCAGUUGAAGGUUUGCUAUGAGUAGACCUUUCUUUAAGUAUAGAGAUCGAUUACAAUAAUACAAACGUAUUAUUAAAAUGCUCUGUUGACAUUUUGCAUUUUUAAUUUAUUUAAUAACAUUCCAAUUUCUUUUGAAGUAUUGAGAGUUUAAUUCAAUCUGUUGAUUUUAAUUGUGUAUUUUUUUAAGCUAAUAAUAAUAAAGAAUUUUUCAAAUUUCUUUUCCGAAUAAUGAAUUGCUUUAUUAUCCAGGAAAUUGAAAAUAUAAAUUGAAUCAUUAAGAAUUAAAUUUCUAAAGAGCUUUUUAAAUUUAAAUCUGUAAAACAAACCUUGAUAGCCAUGGCAUUUUAGUAAAUAUAUCUUUUAAUUUAUUUGACCGAAUCUACCAGAUUCCAAAAUAAUGUAUACAAUUAAAAUAUAAAAUAAGCCAUAAUUAUCAACCAACUCUAAUUUUUGUGUUGAACGGAUUGUGUUUGCAGGUUGUAAUUAAUUUUUUUUCGUCUUUCAAAAAUCAAUUUUGCUCAUUAAUUUACUAGUCCUCUGAAUUUUUAUUUUUUAACGCCCCCCUCCACAGCCAGGCUUGGCAGCCGACGGUUUUAUGGCCAACGAUAAUUUAAAAAAUGUGUACAUAUAAUUCGCAUUCACACACCCAUAAUACACAAAAAAAAUGUAGAGCUAUUUAUCAGUAUAGAGGCAACUGGUUCAUCAGGCAGUCGACGCAUAAUAACUUGCUCAUUAAGUGUCGUGUUUAUACUUCAGCAUCGUUGUUCAUUGUGCGCAGCAUUAACCCUUCCCCUACUGACGGCGAGGUAAAUUUCACUGUGACGUACACGCCAAUUUGCGUUUUUUGUCUCUCUCGCCAUAGCCAUAUAAUUUAUAAAUAUGCAAAAAAUCUCAUACACACAAUUUCACCGUUGUUGACAUUCUUGUUUUGCUCUUGAUUGUAUAAUUAUCAUAUGCGGAUCCAUCAGUGGCGCAGUUUAUAGGUUGAAAGAAAACACAAGAAUUGUUAAAAAGAAAAAUGCAUUUUUUGAUUAUUUGUUACUAGACUGGUGAAAAAGUCUGUUUUCCCACAGGAAAGAUGAGUUUGUAGGCUUUUGUAGGAAUGGCAAACUCUUAACAAAAUAGAGUCAAAAUAUUUUUGCAUGAAACUUAAAUAUUUAUUUCACUCGCACAAAACAUGAAUCAGAAUGACUAAAUUCACAAAGAUCGUAAAAUCAUAAUAAUCUACACAUGGAACUAAACUAAAAGAUCACAAAGACUUUCACCAGUCUUUUUGUUACAUGUUGUAAUAAAAACUUUUGUAAAAUUGUAGUGCAGUAUUGAUAUAGCUGAUGUUGAUUAAUGUGACGCCACUCUGGAUCCAGCAAAUAUAAAUAAAAAAAAUCAUGCACUGUUGCUUUGCAAUAGAGAGGAAGACCACACGGCAAAGGACAGCAAUUUGAACCUGUGAUAGCUCCUUUUACUUACGUACAGUGGAAGAAAAUCAAUCAUUUCAUCAAAUAAAUG